Molecule: messenger RNA, 669 nt
Organism: Corythoichthys intestinalis (scribbled pipefish)
Lineage: Eukaryota; Metazoa; Chordata; Actinopteri; Syngnathiformes; Syngnathidae
Gene: ccl25a
Product: chemokine (C-C motif) ligand 25a
Exons: 5
Coding region: 71-397 (108 amino acids)
Biological process (GO): immune response
Cellular component (GO): extracellular region
Molecular function (GO): chemokine activity
Source: RefSeq, a predicted model, not a curated record
UCAAGUACCAUACACACCACACCAGAUCAUCUUGAAACUCUCAGAGUUACAGCAUAAAAUCAAGUGCACCAUGCGUUUCAACACACCGCUUAUACUCUUGGUCCUCUCUUGCCUAGGUCUGGCAAUGGCCCAAGUGUCCUAUGACGACUGCUGCCUGACAUAUGUGAAAGAGCUCAGCAAAAGGCUUCAGGAGCGUGCGGUCAAGUACAGAAUUCAGGAGACUGACGGAGGCUGCAACAUCCGUGCUGUCAUCUUCACCAUGCGUAAAGGCCGUGUGUACUGUAGCGACCCACAAGAUCUGUGGGUAAAGGAGCUGAUGGUCAGCAUCGAUGAAAAGGCCAUCAAGCACAGCAAGAAGGCCUCCCUAAAGAAUCUAAGAGGCCGCUUAUUGGGUUAAAGGAGACCUCACCCUUUGACGGAAAAGGAUACACAUGUUGUUAUUUUACUUUCUCUUGCAUGUUUACACUCACUGGACCUUGUAUUAUGAUGCCGCAUGACCACUGAAUAAGGAAACAAUGCCAAUUUGAACCCGGAAACCAUGAAAUGUGAAUCUAUAUCGUGUGCAGAAUGAGAAUUUGCCAAAGCAUUAUGACAAUAAAUCAGCAUUCAAGCUUCGUGUAAAUGAUUUAUGUUCACGUCUAUGACUUAAGGCACUCUUAGGAUCUUCAU